AUGUACGGACAUUCUGCGAUGUGUGAUUGCAAUUACCUCUUCAAAUCACUGCCAGGGGGAGGCAGUGUUGUGGCACAGUGGAGUGGUUUAAAGGGGAUCCCAGUGGAAUUUGGGGUGUCAAAUACUUGCUACCGCUUCGAGGAGGCGGGGGUGCUGCUGCUGCGGCCCAGGGGCCCCCGGCCGGCCGGCGCCCGCGGCGGGGCGGCUCCGGAGCAGCCGGGCCGCGCCCUCGAGCCGCCGCCGGGCCUGGCCGACUGGCGCGCCAGCGUCCGCCGCGACGCGCGCGACUUCCUGCGGCUGUGCGCGCACCUGGACUGCACGCCCGACAUCUGGGCGCUGUACGACUGGAGCGUGUGGCUCACGCCGUUCUUCAGCCAGGGCCACGGCCACAACCGCAGCCGCCGUUUUGACACGGCCUUCUACCUGUGCUGCCUGCGCGAGCCGCCGCUCGUCUGCCCCGACUCGGCGGAGGUGGUGGGAUCCCAGUGGUCCUCGCCUUCAGAGGCAACCAGAAGUUUAAUCUCAAAGGAGAUUUGGCUGCCUCCACCACAGUUCUACGAAAUCAGAAGACUUGAGAACUUUGCCUCCCUGUCUGACUUGCACAUCUUUUGUUUGGACCGGGCAUUGGAAGGAGUGGAAAGAUGGCUGCCCAUCAGCUUGUUAACUGCUGAUGGGGUGGUCCAGCUUUUACCUGGGGAUGAGCUAUACUUGAAAGAUUCAGACUUUUUAGAAAAAGUUUUGUCUACUGAAAAAAGUAUAGAAGAAGUCAUGAGGGAAGGCAAGAAAUUUCACCGAAUAGUGAUCCACAGCCGCCAUCAGUAUAGCCUUCACGUGACCAUUCAGCCGCACUACAAGCACAUCUAUCCCAAGAACUACGUGGCGAGUAAGAGCCACUUGUAGGGCGCCGCUCGUUGGCACGCUGGCCUGCUCGAGGUGGUGCUAAUAACAAUGAGAGUUGAAUAAACUUACUUGAAAUGUAAGAAACCUGUAAAAGUUCUGAUGCAGUGAUUCUUAGCUCUCUUGCUUAUUUUUUUUUCUGUAAACCUUACAAUAUGGCACAAGUAUAAAGUUUAUAAAGUAUUAAUGAUCUUGCUACCAAGAAUUCCAUGGGCGAUUUCUCAUCUCAGAAGUUUAAAUAAGAUGUUCGACUGCUGUUGUUCUGCUGGGCCACUGUAUUUGCACUUUCUUUCCCAAGGUGCUUUACAGAGUAACCCACGAGUUCCUCACACUUGCUGCUGGGAAUUAACUAAAAGGAUGUGUGAUUGGACGGUGAGCAGUUGACUGCGACAGCCUCCAAAUGACGAUGUCACUGUUUUCUUUCGCAUUUUAUCUUGUCGAUUAACAUGCAAUAAUACAGUUGUACAAGGAAAUCUAUUUUAGUUAGUAUUUUAAAAAAAUAUGAAGCCAUAACAAAAGCCAUCACUGUUUUUACUCCAGAGUGGUAGUUAAUGAAUGCAGAGAAGUUAGAGAGAUGUGGUAUUUAAUUAAUGAGUUUUAUUUUUGGUACAUUUGAUAUAAGUAUUUUUCACCUCCUUUUGGAGAGGAAUGUUUACUGAUUAAAGGUGAGAAAUGAUCAUUCUUUUUCAAGAUCUUGACUGUAUCAUACAAUUGAUUUCAUUUUUCAUGAAAUGUCUCCAUUCCCUACCAAUAAAAGAAAGA
Molecule: messenger RNA, 1659 nt
Organism: Lepus europaeus (European hare)
Lineage: Eukaryota; Metazoa; Chordata; Mammalia; Lagomorpha; Leporidae
Product: acyl-coenzyme A diphosphatase NUDT19-like
Exons: 3
Coding region: 1-900 (299 amino acids)
Cellular component (GO): mitochondrion
Molecular function (GO): hydrolase activity, acting on acid anhydrides, in phosphorus-containing anhydrides
Source: RefSeq, a predicted model, not a curated record